AUGAGGAGUAUUCUGAAGAGAAGGCAAACGAACUCAAAGGAAGAAGGCAUGCAGCGGCUUUUUUAUACCCUGCGGCCUCCAGGGACUCCUCAGGGGCCCUGGCUUAUCUUUAACCCCAGCAGAUCAUACGCUGCUGCUGCUGCUGCUGCUGCUGUUGCGUUGCCGCAGCAGCAGCAGCAGCAUCAGUAUCUGCAGGGGCUGCAGCAGCAGCAGCACUACCAGCAGCAGCAGCAACAGCAGCAGCAGAAGCAGCAGCAGCAGCAGCAUGUCUUAAGCCCUCGAGCGCGUUAUUUGCUGCUGCGAAAAAAUAUGAAGAAAUGUACAGAGCAGCAGGAGCAGCGGCAGCGGGAGCAGCAGCAGCAGCGUGCAGCAGCAGCAGCAGCAGCUGCUGCUGCUACUGCUGCUGCUGCUGGGGGCUCGGACCUUCAGGUCGUCGCUGCUCCACCUGCAGCAGCAACAGAACCAUCAGCAGGAGCAGCAGCAGCAACAGAACCAUCAGCAGCAGCAGCAGCAGCAGCAGCACGUGUUGCAGCAAUGAGGCAGCAGCACAGAAGACUGAAGAAGCGGAGAGCAGCAAAUCUACCGUACAGCCACUGGAGUUUUGUUGCACGCGGGAAUGAAGAACCUGUCUCUUGUGUUGCUGCUGCUGCUGCUGUUGCUGCUGCUGCUGCUGCUGCUGCCGGUGGCGCAGCUGCUGCAGACAUUGGCUACGGAUCAGCAGCAGCAGCAGCAGCAGCAAAAGUCUCAGCAGACUCUAUUUUCGAUGAAGACACAGGCGAGCCCUUAGAUAUAGAAGAUGCAGCAGCAGAUGCAGAAGCAGAUGCAGCAGCAGCAACAGCAGCAGCAGCAGCAGCAGCAACGGGGCCUGCUGCUUUUAUCUCUAAAGCCGCUAAAAACAAAAGAAACGCCUCAUGGGUUUUACCUGAAGAUAUAAAAACAGAGACAAAUAAAUUAAGAGCAAAACAAAUUAUAUAUUUGCAAUCUGCUGCUGCUGCUGUUCCCGCUGUUCCUGCUGCUGCUGAUGAUGACGCAGCAGCAGCAGCAGCCGCAGCAGCAGCAGAUCACCCCAACCCCACACCUCAGCUGCUUGGGGAGGCUCAGCAGCAGCAGCAGCAGCAGCAGCAGGAGCAGCAGCAGCAGCAGCAGCAGCAGGAGCAGCAGCAGCAGCCAAGAGUAUUUGAAUGGCCUCAGACUCCGGCUUCUUCCGGUGCUGCUGCUGCUGCUGCUGCUGCUGCUGCUCGUCGGGAGUGGUCCUUCAAAGGGCAGCAGAAGCAGCAGCAGCAGCAGCAGCAGCAGCAGUUAGUGGAGGUAUGGGCUAAUAGAGCAGCAGCAGAUGUCUCUUUUGCUGCUCCUCCAGCAGCAAGAAAGAAGGUGGAACCCCACAGGCUUAUUCAAUUCGCUAUACAACCUGUCUGUACACCCGAACAGCAGCAGCAGCAGAAGCAGCAGCAGCAGCAGCAACAACAGAAGCGGCAGCAGCAGGAGCAGCAACAGCAGCAGGUCAGCGGGGGAGAUGCUGCUCCUGCUGCUGCUGCUGCUCGAGGAGACAUAAUUCCAAGCCAGCUGGCUUGCAACAGCAGCAACAGCAGCAGCAGCAGCAGCAGCAGCAGCAGCGAGCGAGUUGAUUUGAUGGAUUCGGGUGCGCGUUUAGUUCGUCAGCUGAAGCAGCAGGCGCUGGCGUAUGCAGCAGCAGCAGCAGCAGCAGGACCAGCAGCAGCAGAAGAUAGUUUUGCUGCUGCAGUUGAUGAUGUAGCGAAUUACUAUCCCGGGAUAGAAAUGCGAAGGAGACAAGAAGAGCUUGCUGCUGCUGCUGCACUGUCUAUUGAAGAUCUUGUUGCUACAGGGAGGUGCAGCAGCGAGAAUGUAGCAGCAUUAAUAAAAGCUAAAGGAGAGAGGGGUGGGCUUGCUGCUGCAGUAGAGGUAUAUGAAGCAGCAGCAGCAGCAGGGCUGCGGCCUGACAGUGAGUGGUUUGUGUCUUUAAUAGGUGCAGCAGCAAAAGCACGUGAUGCAGCAGCAGCAAGACUUUUAUUUCUGAAGCUACGUUCUCUGCUGCUGCGCCCCACAGCUCGGGUGUAUGCAUCAUUAAUGCAUGCACAUGCAGCAGCAGGAGAGACAGAAGCAGCAGCAGCACUGCUGCAUAAGAUGGAAGCAGAAGGACUAAAACCAGACUGCGUUGUUUAUACUGUGCUGCUAAAUGCACUGAUUAAGAAGCAGCAGCAUGCAGCAGCAGAGCGCUGCUUUCAAGAUGCACGCACUUGGUCAGGUGUACAGCCCGAUGCAGUUAUGUUUACUUUAAUGAUUGAAAUGCAUGCAAGACGCAAACAAACAGAAAAAUGUUUAAACCUACUUGAAGAUAUGCGAGCUUCGGGUGUAUAUCCAACUGAUCUCACGUACACCGCACUUAUCUUUGCAUGCACUCAACGCAAAGAGUUUCUUAAAACUGCUUUUUCUUUUUAUUAUCAAAUGCAAGCAGAGGCUAUGCCUAUUACUCCACGAGUAUAUGAAGCCCUUAUACAGGGUUGCAGUCGCGCAGGAGAUGUUGGCUUGGCGCGGCGUUUGAUAGCGGAGAUGAUAGCCGCAGGUUUUAAUCUAUCUGUGUCUUCGUAUAACAGUUUGCUUUAUUUAUUUGCAGCUGCGAGCGCUCAGAAGAAUGCAGAUGAACAAGAGAAAGCAAAUAAUGUACGAUAUGCCUGGCAUGUGCUGCAGUGUAUGCGCAGCUGCCGCAUGCAGCCCCAAACACAAACCCUUAAUGCACUCAUUCAGGUGUACAGACAUUCCGGCUAUCAUCAAUAUGCUGUAGAUAUGCUGCAGCACUUCAAAGACUUCAACUUAAAGCCAAAUGCACAAACAUACGCAAUCCUACUCAGGAUGUUUGCGUUGGAUUUGAAGGACCCCGGCCGUUUUUUUGCGCUGUGGGAUUUCUUAAGACUAGAAAAUGACAACAACCUCAACCCCACCCUCGACAGCAGCAGCAGCAGCAGCAGCAGCAGCAACAGCAGCAGCAGCAGCAGCAGUGGGGGAAGCAGCGAGAGCAGCAGCAGCAGCAGCAGCGGAGACAGCGCGUUGUCGUCUGCUGCAGCAGAGACAGGGCAGCAUCAGGCUACCACCAGCAACAGCAGCAACAGCAGCGACAUCAUCAGCAGCAGCAGCAGCGACAUGAGCAGCAGCAGCAGCAGCAGCAGCAGCAGCAGCAGCAGCAAGAAUAAGUUGUCUCCUUUUACAAGCCCUUCUUUGCUGCGUCUGGCGCUGCAGGUUGCUCUGCAUAAACAAGUUGCAGUUUUAUUUGUUUAUAAAAAGCUCACAAAAGAAGAAGAAUAA
Molecule: messenger RNA, 3318 nt
Organism: Eimeria acervulina
Lineage: Eukaryota; Apicomplexa; Conoidasida; Eucoccidiorida; Eimeriidae
Product: PPR repeat-containing protein, putative
Exons: 5
Coding region: 1-3318 (1105 amino acids)
Molecular function (GO): protein binding
Source: RefSeq, a predicted model, not a curated record